This is a messenger RNA of Hibiscus syriacus, 1224 nucleotides long. RefSeq names its product CASP-like protein 4A4. The record is from RefSeq and is a predicted model, not a curated record. Lineage: Eukaryota; Viridiplantae; Streptophyta; Magnoliopsida; Malvales; Malvaceae. The coding region runs from base 101 to 733 and encodes 210 amino acids. The transcript has 3 exons.
UGGAAACUUUCCUUGAAACUCCAUGAAGUACUAACUUCAUUCUCAACGACUUCCAUAUUCAUUCACAAAAACCCAAUUCAAAAGCAACUUCAACUAAAGGAUGGAGCAGGUAAAGGAAGCAGUGAAAGAAGAGGGAGAGCAUGUUUUGUCGAUUGCUUGUAGAAUCAUGGCUGGUAUUUCCCCCGUGUCAGUGACCAAUUCCCAGACUCAUCAGCCAUUUCCAACCCCUUCACCGUUUUCUUUCUCAGGGGCUUCGACAAGACGAAGUUAUCGACCUACCCUACAUCAUUCGAAUCUCUUCCUUCGAUUCUUGGUGCUUCUCUUCUCCUUUAUUUCAGCCCUUGCACUGGCGUCUCCAUCCAAGAACGGCCAACGAUCUGCUAGCUUCUCUGAGUACCCCGAACUGAUAUACUGCUUCGGUGUAGCCAUUUUAGCUUUCGUCUAUGCGGCUUUCCAACUGUUUAAGGGUAUUAGCGAGAUUCUUCACAGAGGCAUUCUAAUCUCAGACAUGACCUCAGACUACCUUAGCUUUGUCUUAGACCAGUUGGUGGGCUACCUUCUCAUCUCGUCGGCUUCGGUAGUAAUAUCAAUCAUUCGAUGGCAGGUUCGGCAAAGCACACCACUUUGGAAGGGAACUGUCAUCUCGACUACCAUGUCCUUUGCAACUUUUCUGGUUAUAGCAAUUUCUGCUCUCUUAUCUGGCUACAAGCUCUGUAAGAGACUUGUCUGGUGAUGUUGCUUACUGCCUUGUGUAUAUUACUGUAUCCGCCCAUCACUCCACAAAUAACUGCUCUAGUAUUAAUAGCUUAAAACUGUAUACUCCUGUAAAGAAUGAUGUUUCUUGGUCUUAUAGCCCAUCCACGGGCCAUUAUUCACACCCCUUCGAUGUAAUGGUCCAGAUCAGUUAUGGAAAGUAUUCUGAGUAGAAGUUCUUGAAAUAACAUAUGUACAAUACAACUAGACACAGGGAGUUCGAUCAAGUUGGUUUUACUUAACUCGUUCAGGCCUUGAUUCUAUAUCAAGAUUAGAAGCUCCACAAGAACAAGAGGAACUAAAGAUUGUCAUAUAUAAAGUGGAACAAAUGUAAAAUGGUUUAACAUGCAUUAACAUGCACUCCAUAUUUCAAAUAUACUCCAAACUCAUCUUGAAAUGCAAAGGUAACAUAUAUUUGGCUUCCUCCGACAGAUGGAAAGUUAUAAAAAAAAAUGCAUAAACCUACAUUCA